Molecule: messenger RNA, 3474 nt
Organism: Passer montanus (Eurasian tree sparrow)
Lineage: Eukaryota; Metazoa; Chordata; Aves; Passeriformes; Passeridae
Gene: BEGAIN
Product: brain enriched guanylate kinase associated
Exons: 10
Coding region: 418-2412 (664 amino acids)
Cellular component (GO): synapse
Source: RefSeq, a predicted model, not a curated record
AGAAAUGGAGAAAAUAAGUGGCUUCAGAGAGGUCAUGAAGAGAGAUAACCUGAAGCUAGGAGAAGAAAGAAAGAAACGAGAGGAAAAUGGCAGGCUGGGAGGAAAGAGGUCUGGUCUCCACAUCCACAGCUGAUAUGCUGGGAGCCACUGCCUUGUACAGAAGCAAAAUGCCACAGGACAGCAGCAGGGCUGUGCAAGAAGCAGCUCCACCAUCUGCUCAGCAGUGUCUUCAGGCUCUAGUUGAUGCUGGGAUGUGAAACCCCAGCUGUGGACACAGGCAAAGAGAUGGAAUGGGGCAAGCUCAGAAGAAAUAGAGCAUAGGAAAAUGCUAGCAUGAAAGGGCCAUGACUUUGGGGUUAUUAGAGGUAAUGGUAAAACAGUCAUCAAGCUGGGUGAAUUUUGGGUGUAUUUUGAAAAAUGGAGAAGAAAAGGAGAAGGAUAAAAAAGCUGCCUAACAUAUAUUCAAACAGGGUACGAAAUUCCUGGGUGCCAACCUGCCUAUGGCAACCUAGAAUUCUCCAGGGCAGGCUCGCAAAAUCUUCACCUACUCUCUGGGACAGUACUUUGCAAGAACAGAAGGGGGAAUUACGAAAGCGCCUAUCGUACACUACCCAUAAGCUGGAAAUGCUUGAAACAGAGUUUGACUCUACACGUCAGUAUCUUGAAAUAGAAUUGAGACGUGCUCAGGAGGAACUUGAAAAAGUAACUGAAAAGCUGAGAAGGCAGGUGAUUACUCCCCUGAAGACAUAUCAUAAUGGAAGCCAAAAAUAUUUUACGAGGAUACAAAACAAUUACCUAGCCUUACAAAGAAUUAAUCAGGAUCUGGAGGAUAAACUUUACAGAAUGGGUCAGCACUAUGAAGAGGAAAAACGGGCUUUGAGCCAUGAAAUAAUUGCACUCAAUAAUCACUUAAUAGAAGCCAAGGUGACAAUAGAUAAGUUGUCAGAAGACAAUGAGCUCUACAGGAAGGACUGCAAUUUAGCUGCUCAGCUUCUCCAGUGCAGCAAGAACUAUGACAGGGCACAUAAACUUUCAGAGUUGCCAACUGACUUUCAGGAAAGAGUCAGCAUCCACCUGGAGAAACACGGGUGCAGCCUUUCUGUCCCCUUGUGCCACACUUCCUAUGCUGAUACCAUACCCACUUGUGUCAUUGCCAAAGUACUGGAAAAACCAGACCCACACAGCUUGUCCUCACACUUGUCAAGCCCAUCCACGAGGGAUCUCAAUUUUCAGGACUCUGCUGGAAAAGUGGGACAAAGACCCCAGUACAAGUCCGACAUCUACUGCAGUGACACAGCUCUUUACUGCCCGGAGGAGAGGAGGAGGGAGAGGCGGCAGAGCGUGGACACACAGGUGAAAGACGUGGGGUUCCUGCGGUCCCAAAACUCCACAGACAGCACUGUGGAAGAAGAUGGUUUCCAUUCCAGCUUCUCCCACGAAGCCUUCCCGGAGUACAUUACCUCUCUGCCAACCUCCAGCUCCUACUCCAGCUUCAGCGUCACGUCUGAGGAGAAGGAGAACGCCCAGGCCAACACUCUGACAGCCUCCCAGCAGGCGAUCUACAUGAGCAACCGAGACGAGCUCUUUGAAAGGAAGUCCCCCGCGGGUUACGAGCAUCAGGGCAGCCCCAGGUUUGCCAAGCCCAAACCUGCACAGCACAUGGAGCUUGCUGACGACAAUGAGAACUCACCCACUUUUACCAGGACUCUGCCUCCAUAUGCAAACGAACCUUUUCAUUUCUCAGCCAUAACACCACAGCAGGCUUUGGCAAACCAGAAAAUGAGGAAUGAGUGCAGGAGCACCCACCUCUCAGAAGAAGACUUGCCAGGGCGAUGGAGGCAGCUGAGUGUGGAGGACAUUGGAGCAUACUCCUACAGGAAUGCUGGCAGGCUGUCACCCUGCAGCUUCUCAGAGCAGUACUACAGCAGCCCCAUCAAGAAAGGGGACAGUCGAACAAGCCCCAUCUAUGCUAGUUACAAAGCAGACAGCUGCUCAGAGGGAGAUGACAUCUGCCAAAGCAGACUUGUGGAUUCUUGCUUCCUGAGAACAGACAGUGGCCUGAACAUUGACAUCAGCACAAGCUGUAAACAGGACAAAUUGCCCGCUUACAAAACAAAAGAAUCAAGAGACCAAAAAAACGAAAGGAUCACCGUCCAGUUAUGCAGUAGCAAAAACAUCGAAAACAGCCCGGUAUUGAAAAGAGAAUACGUGGACGUGAGCCCCAACAGCUCAGCAGAGUCACUCAAUCAGAGUUCAGUGGAGGCUCCAGAAAUCCACCAGUCUUCCAUGGAUCAAGGAAGCCAUUCGGGUGUUCACAGCAAACCGCCGCAGUUCCAGAGGACUGGGAGCACUGGUCUGAGUCGGAAGGACAGCCUUACAAAAGCACAGUUAUACGGAACCCUUCUGAACUAGGCACCUCCCCAAAUGGCAAUAAGACAGCAGACAAAAGGAAGAAAAGAGCGUUUGAUACUUCUAGUGAACAAUAAGGUUCUAAGAAGCAGGAUUAUUAUAAAAUAUAUAUUCAUAACGGUACUAUAUGUUUAAAACAAAAUCUCAAAAACGUUAUACAGCACUUUUCACUUGACAUCCUUUCCACAUGGGAGACUCCCCUCUUUUAUAAACCUGAAAUAUUUUUAUAAACAAAAAUGUAUUUAUUAGACUAUCCUAAGCUAUUUGAGCAGAAUUCUUUUCCCUUCAAGCAGGUUUCUUAUUUAUUUUUGUGCAUGAGGCCAUCUGUGCCUAAAUACUUGGAGGAAAAGGGUAAAAUCAUGAUGACAGUGACAAAAAAAAUAAACCCACCUGAUAAAAUACCAUAAAAUGUCAUGUGAAAUAAAAAAAAAAAAAACAAGAAUGGUGAAUUUGAAGAACUAUAUUUUUUAACAAGAAUGGAAUUGUAUCUUAAGUUAUUUCAUACAAAUGUAUUUAUGAGUGACUAAUGUAUGCACAGUGAUACUAAUAUUUUGUUCUUUUAAUCCACUGUGUUUCUGCUUUCCUAUUUUUCCUUGUAUACUACCUCAAAAGUAAUUGAGGGUUUCUUUGUCACAUUUUCUGUAGGCUUGCAUUUAUAUUGUCUAAAAUGCAUGCAGUGUCAUAAUUAAUACUGUAUUUUGCAUAACUUAAUAAAAGACACCAGUGGAUAUAUUCUGGGGUUGUUUUUCCUUUCAUUCAAUAGAACGUGGAAUUGCUCUGGGGGGCAUCAGUACAGCAAAAGUUAAUGACUAAAGCUGCCGAACUGGAUUGCUUUCUGGAGGAGUCUCUCUUUCUCUGUAAGCUCCAGAGUGAACUGGUUCACUCACAGCCCAUGGCCUCUGGGUGUGGGAGGGUGACUUCUCAUCAGCCUGUUGAAAGUAAGCAAGGAAAAAAAAAUGUUUAUCCAUAGUCUUGAGUCCACUAGACAGGGUUUUGCAUACUGAAUGUGAACAGAAAAUUACUCAAAAACCAGUGAUGUAAGCUCCUCCUCUAUUAUUCACAUAC